AGUAGACUUGUUGGAAGUUUUAAUCGCUUAGCCGGUCUUGCGUUAGAUUGAUCUUUUUCCUGUAACAUUUUUUUUAUAAUUCGUAAAUUACAAACCAACUUUCAGCUUAAGCUAAUAUUUUCAAGUAUGCUUUUGUCAGAAACUGCUUUAUUUUUCUGCUUUAUUUUUUUGCUAAUCAUUGAUCUCGAAUUGGUACGAUCAAAGUUCGCAUCUCAAAAUCAAGAAGAAAAAUUAGUAAACUUUCUCAAGUCAACUCUUACAGUGCAUUCUCCACACCAAGAUAUGCUGAACAAUUCGGUUUUUCCCGAACUAGAUUUGUACCAAGUCGUGAAUGUCAACGAAAACUUGGAGCAACUGACUGUCAAGUAUUUUUUCUCGUACUAUUAUUAUGUCACCUCAGCUGCCUGGAAUCCGAAUGAUUUUAACGGCGUGAACAAAAUGACUUUCGAAGCAAACACUUUUUGGAGUCCGGAACUAGUGAACGAGGGGGUAAUUGAGGAUGUCUACUCCACAAAUGGCAACCAGAUAGUCUUCUCAGAUGGCAGAAUAGUCACAACACACACUCUGACCAUUUUCACUUAUUCAUGCAAAAUGGAGUAUGCUCUGUUCCCAUUCGACGAACAGAACUGCCCGAUGUACAUCUCCUCGUGGGGAAGCAACGGCAACCAGUUCACUGUUGCCAUUGACUCAUCGGACCCUGUUUUGGGCGAGUUGUCCCUUUCACACUUGAACGAGAACCCCCAAUGGCAAGUGCGCAGACCAGUCGAGUACCACAUCAAGACAUACAGGGACCCCAGAACAGACGAGCCAUACUAUGACCUAAUUCGAGUGGACCUCAAACUGAAACGAGACCCUGCCUUCUUCCUCUCAAUUCUAGUCUUUCCCAGUUUCGGAGUCUACAUUCUGUCAACUUUUGUUUUCAUAUUACCAGUUCAAUCAGGCGAAAAAAUAACCUUCGCUUCCGCUAAUUUGUUGGCCCAGGUGUUGACUUUGGGCACCGAGGUUGCAAAUAAUCUACCGAGGAGUUCGGAACAUUUUCCCGUGUUCGGAAACUACAUGGCUGUCAUGAUUAUUCACAUGGCGAGUUCGCUGAUUGCGACUAUUUUCAUUUAUAACAUCUACUUCAUUGGAAACAACGGUAGAAAAGUCCCCGAGUGGCUUUACAAAGUGCUGCAGGACGAACACUUGUCGUUCUUUUUCAUUGUACCUUUACACCCAUCAGAAGCCACUAUCCGAACAAAAGCGGUGAAAGCUUCGGCAAAUUACUCAAUAAUGGCGAACGAAAACGAAAACACCGAAGCCGAAACCACGAGUCGAUCUCGGGAACCCGACAGCAGCUCGACUCAAGUCGUAUCGCUUGAUUCGGAAAUCGAAGACAGCUGUGAAACUUUACAGGAGAGACGAAUUCGAAAUUUGAUGGGCGAAGUUCCGGUGAAAAUCGCCGAAAAGGAUAAUUUAGCUCCAGUUUGGAUGAAGUGCUCUGUUUUGGCUGACAGAAUAUGUUUCUGUUUAUAUCUGAUUGUGGCGACAUGUGUAGUUGCUUCCUAUUUCGUAACUGUCUUAGUUGUCAGAAGUCCUUGAAUCGAACAUUUUUUAAUAGAAAUUAAUGGACAAAUGGACAAAUUAGCAUUGUGGGGAACUAGGAUUUUAUUACGAGUGUUUGGUUAGGGCUAUUUGCAGAAAAAUUGUUUUCUUUCUCAUUUCAAUUUUUUCCCCUCAUAUUAAAGAAUUUUAAGAUCAUUCGAAUUGAAAACUCGAACGAA
This is a messenger RNA of Symsagittifera roscoffensis, 1763 nucleotides long. RefSeq names its product acetylcholine receptor subunit alpha-like. The transcript has 5 exons. The record is from RefSeq and is a predicted model, not a curated record. Gene Ontology annotation, molecular function: transmembrane signaling receptor activity; acetylcholine-gated monoatomic cation-selective channel activity. NCBI's taxonomy places the organism in Eukaryota, Metazoa, Xenacoelomorpha, Acoela, Convolutidae. Bases 127 to 1581 code for a protein of 484 amino acids. Gene Ontology annotation, biological process: nervous system process; chemical synaptic transmission; monoatomic ion transmembrane transport. Gene Ontology annotation, cellular component: synapse; neuron projection; plasma membrane.